Molecule: messenger RNA, 1239 nt
Organism: Yarrowia lipolytica CLIB122
Lineage: Eukaryota; Fungi; Ascomycota; Dipodascomycetes; Dipodascales
Cellular component (GO): mitochondrion
Source: RefSeq, a predicted model, not a curated record
AUGAUCUAUCUUCCACAGCUGCUUCUGAGGAGCAAGAAGCUGAGUCUGGUGUCGUCACACAUUUCCUUCUCAGCUGGGCUGAGAACCCUGGCGUCCAAAAGACGGUUCGGCACCCAGCCCAUGCUCCAGAAGGAGAGCCCCGUGUGCGAGGCGCCACAUAUGCCCGGUCCGACGCCAUACGAGUUGCGAGACGAUCUGUUGCGACUCAGAAGACUCAAGUCCGAAGCAGGACUCGAUGUGGACCCUGUGAUUGAGCUGCCAGCCAAAGAGACCAAGGGCAAGUCCUCGGAUAGGAACGACAAGGACAAGGUGGCUAUCGGCAGCCAAAUGAACCAGACCAUCCCCCGCGCCGAAGGGACCUCCAUGCCUAUCGAUAAUGCCGGGUUGAAUACAGGUAAUAGUAUUGAGAACAAGGAGGUUCCGGAUGCAGGGCUGUUUGGAGCUGUGGGUCUGGACUGCUCUGGCAUCACCGACAAUACCACCCUGGACAAGGAAAUGAACAAGUACAAGGAGGAGGAGGCUCGAGAUGUGCGGUACUACCAGUACUUUAAUACCUAUCAGGUGUUUGACGAACUCAAGGAGGGAGGGUUUGACGACGAACAGGCUCAUCAGAUGGUAGGGAUCAUUGGUGAUAUGGUCAAGUACAAGAUUGGCGAUAUUCUGGAAAACUACUUCCCCAUGCUAGACUCUGACAACGAAGCCUACUUGUUUGAGGCUGCCUGUUCGGAGCUGCGAACCGAGGUGCAGAAGAUGAGAGAGGCGGAUGUCAACGAACGACAGCUGGAAAUCGACUCGUUCCAGAAAGACAUGGAGGAGUUUGAGCAGGAUGUUAACUCGCUGCUGAUUGACAUGCGAAACAACAUUGACAUUCUGCUGAGCGAGCGAAAGAACGAGAACGACGAGGUGCUCAAACACACAGAUAUCCGAAUCCAGGAGGUAAACAACAGCAUUGUAGUUGACGCCAACCAUCGUAUGAAGCCCGUAAUCGAAGAGUUCCGGUGGGUGCUGAUGCGAAAUGGUCUAUUUCUCAUCUUUUCCGUGGCAGUCAUGCUGCUCGGAACUCUGUAUCUGUGGCGAGUCAAGACCAAGUUCCUGGAGGAGGAGAAGCGACGGGCCGAGGAGGUGGACCUCAACAAGACAGACUUGGAAAAGUCCAUGGAGGACCGAAUGCGAGACCACGAGCCCAUUGUUGACUACUUGCUGAAUUCCAAUGACACUCCUAACAAGGUGGUUCAUUAG